GUGGUGAAGCCGCUUCUUGUCUCCGGAGCUCCCAGCGAAGGAUGGACAUCAGCGGGCGCUGAGAGCACCCUCCAGACACUGAGGAAAGGGCACAAGACGUAAAGAAAGAAGUGUCGCUGAUAAAGAAGAGAGGAUAACUUAACACAUCCGAAAAGGGACACUGCGGUGAUGGCUGAAGCACCUCAGCAGGAUCAGCAGCAUCAGCAGCAGCAGGAGGAGGAGGAGGAGGAAGAGGAGCAGCAGCUGCCAAGCUCUGUGGAGACCAGUGAAUCCGAUGAAAGCUCCGAGGAACCAAAUGAAGUCGCCAGAAAGGCUCGACCUCUUCUGUCCAUGAGGUCCAUGAGCACCAUGAGCACCAUAGACCCAGAUGAUGACUACCCCAAUAUGAUCGUUUUCAGAAAGAUUGAAGAUAUCAUCACUCUCAUCCAGGACGAGACUGAAGGCGUGCCCAUCAGAACCGUCAAAAGUUUCAUGACCAAGAUCCCCAGUGUUGUUACAGGUGCAGAUAUAGUACAAUGGCUGAUGAAGAAUUUGUCCAUAGAGGAUCCAGCGGAGGCCAUGCACAUCGGGAGUCUGAUUGCAGCUCAGGGAUACUUUUUUCCCAUCUCUGAUCAUGUCCUGUGCCUCAAAGAUGAUGGAACUUUAUACCGCUUCCAGGCGCCGUAUUUCUGGCCAUCCAAUUGUUGGGAGCCUGAGAACACAGAUUAUGCUAUCUACCUGUGCAAGAGGACCAUGCAGAAUAAGACGAGGCUGGAGCUGGCAGAUUAUGAGGCAGAGAACUUAGCCAGACUACAGAGGGCCUUUGCAAGAAAGUGGGAGUUUAUCUACAUGCAGGCUGAAGCGCAGGUCAAGAUCGACAGAAAAAAGGAUAAAACUGAGAGGAAGAUCCUUGACAGCCAGGAGAGAGCCUUCUGGGACGUCCACAGACCAGUGCCUGGAUGUGUUAACACCACAGAAAUGGACAUAAGGAAAUGCAGACGUAUGAAGAAUCCUCAUCGAGUUAAGAAGUCAGUGUACGGUGUGGUGGAGGAGGGAACACAGUCACAGAGUCCAAUACACACUUCGUUACAUCACUGCCGAAAAGGGACGAAAGAGGACGUAGAAAAAGAGAUCUUAUUUCUGAACACCCAGCUAGACCGUCACUGUUUGAAAAUGUCCAAAGUUGCUGAAAGCCUGAUGACCUACACAGAGCAGUUCAUAGAGUACGACCCAUUUAUAACCACACCAGAACCAUCUAAUCCUUGGACCAAUGAUGACCCCACUCUCUGGGACCUGGAGAUGAGCAAAGAACCGAGUCAGCAGAGGGUAAAGAAGUGGGGUUUCUCCCUGGAGGAGGCUCUGAAGGAUCCAGCAGGACAGGAUCUGUUCCUCAAGUUCCUAGAAUCAGAGUUUAGCUCAGAAAACCUGAGGUUCUGGUUAGCAGUGCAGGGUCUGAAGAAGGUCCCCCAGCAGGAUGUUGCGCAGAGAGUGCAAGACAUCUGGGCGGAGUUUCUGGCAGAGGGAGCACCCAGCUCCAUCAACCUGGACUCGCAUAGCUAUGAAAUCACCAGCCAGAACCUGAAAGACCCUGGACGCUAUAGCUAUGAGGAUGCCCAGGACCACAUUUAUAAACUGAUGAAAAGUGACAGCUAUCCACGUUUCCUCCGCUCCAAUGUCUACCAGGAUCUGCUAAUGGCAAGGAAGAAACCUGAAACAGAGCAGGGACGACGCACCUCCCUGGAGAAGUUCACUCGCAGUGUGGGAAAAUCGCUGACAGGAAAACGACUCACAGGCCUCAUGCAGUCAUCCUGACAAGAUCUGGAUUCGGAGUAGGAGGAAUCGUACCCAAAGCAGACGCUUACAGUUGAAAAGCUUUAGGAACAGGACACUUGUGUGUGUGUGUGUAGCAUUGGGAGGCUAGUGAAGGUGCCAAACAAUCCUAGAACUGCUGAAAUGGAAACCCAACAUGUCUAGAUGGCACCUCAGAUAAAGUGAAGAGGACCCAACAGCAUGCAAUAAGUCAGCAGAUUUGGCACAAAGGGAGGUGCUGCUAUGGUAUAGAUGAUUCACAGUGACUCUGCUUUGGAGGAUUUUGUUCAGAAGCUUGUAUCGAACAAGACUUGGCGAUUUUUCUCUGACUACAUUCAUUUUAUCAUGGUAGCUGAAGAGGUUAAUGCUUUACUGUCAGUGAUAUUUACGUGGAAUGCUCGAAUGCUUUGACUGAUGUCAAAAUGAGACUUAGAUUUUCGCUGUAGCUUGGUGUUUUAUCUCACUUCACUAGGAUGUAAAAAGGGAAAGCGGAAUGACGGGUUUACAGUAAUCAACACUUGAAAACAAUGACAGGUAGAGUAGUGCAUCAACAUGCUAGUAAACGCUGAAAAACUUUAGUGAAUGUUUCCUUGACUAUGGAACAAAAAGUAGAAAUUUAAAAUGUGUCCUGCUUGUAAUUUAAGCAAAGGAUACGCCAAUACUGGUUACCAUUAUUUUAACAGUCUUAAGAAUCAUAAUUACCUCCAUGUUGGUCAGUUAUAGCAAAGACCACAAAUAUCAAUUAUAUGCUGUGUAAAAAUACAUUUUGUAAUAUACUUAGGGUGGACCCUUUUUUAACAAGCAGCUGUUGUUUUUAUCCUCUGAUUCUAAGUAGAGAAAUUCAAUAUAACAAAACUAAUUACCAGUUAUAUGAAGUAGCAUUUCAUCCCUUCUAUAUACUGUAUGCUGCAGCAGCGUAUACAUGGCUGACUUUAAAGCAGGACCAGAUUAUGCACUGAGUCAAUCUUCAUACAGUUUCAGUCUGCAGUUUAAAUCUUCUCAUUCCCAUAAGUGACACAUUUCUGGCUUUUAAGGAUUUAUUUUUUCAAUGGAUGAAAUGAUACAUCAAACAGCCAGUAUAUACUUAAAAGACUCAUAAUAUCAUAAAUAGAACUGUUUCUAUUUUUCUUAAUCCAUGCAGUAUCAAAAGUAUACAGUCCCACCCAUAUUUGGUUAUAUGUCCAACAACAAGUUUGGCAAAUUUCUGCCUGGAUAUUUGACCACUCUUCAUGGUAGAGUUCAUUUGAAUUUGUUGGUUUCUGUGCCCAGACUUGACUUUCAAGUGUAAUCCACAAACUUUCCCAACUAUCCCAAAAGGCACACCGAAACAGAUUGCGAUGAAUAAAUUUUGCAAACUAAGCUUUUUGAAAGAUUUAGAUGUCAAAUCUGUUGAAAAUUUGCGGACUCCGUGUACAGAUAGGUCCGUGCUGGGAAAUCAACCAGUUUCAAUGAGUUCUACCAAUUCUGGAAGCAGUCAUUAAAAAUUCAGUCAGAGAUAUGUCAGAAGCUUGGUGGUGUACAUAAAUAUUUAUUUGAACCUAUAGUUAUAACUUUGAUCUUGUGUGGAUUAAAUCAUCUCCUAUGACAAAAUCUAACCUGUGCAUCCAGUUCUUCACUGAAGUUGUGUGUCCUGUAAUACUUCAAUGCUGAAAAGUUC
Poeciliopsis prolifica (blackstripe livebearer) is the source of this 3445-nucleotide messenger RNA. RefSeq names its product regulator of G protein signaling 6 (gene rgs6). NCBI's taxonomy places the organism in Eukaryota, Metazoa, Chordata, Actinopteri, Cyprinodontiformes, Poeciliidae. The transcript has 18 exons. Gene Ontology annotation, biological process: G protein-coupled receptor signaling pathway; regulation of G protein-coupled receptor signaling pathway; intracellular signal transduction. Bases 169 to 1791 code for a protein of 540 amino acids. The record is from RefSeq and is a predicted model, not a curated record.